This is a messenger RNA of Capsaspora owczarzaki ATCC 30864, 1296 nucleotides long. RefSeq lists its product as hypothetical. The transcript has 2 exons. Gene Ontology annotation, molecular function: protein kinase activity; ATP binding. Bases 1 to 1296 code for a protein of 431 amino acids. The record is from RefSeq and is a predicted model, not a curated record. Gene Ontology annotation, biological process: protein phosphorylation. Lineage: Eukaryota; Filasterea; Ministeriida; Capsasporidae.
AUGUUUGACCCCAAAGUCGCAGGGGACGUUUUAAAGUGCUCACAGAUCGAUGGGAUGGGCAGUCUGAACCAGAAUCAGAUUAGCGACAUUGGCGCAAAGGCGCUCGCCGAGGCACUGAAAGUGAACAAGACUCUGACGUUCCUUGGGCAUUUCUACUGUGGUCGGCUUGACAACCAACGCGUCCCAGCCCCUGCCGACCUGAAGCAGAUGGAAGAACGAGCUGAGGCAAGUGCCAAUGCCCGAUCUGCAGUCGACCUUGCUGAUAAGAAUCAGAAACUGCGAUCCAAACUGGAAGCCAGAGACCGUGAACUUCAAGAAUCGCGUUCCGAGCUCGCUACCAACGAGCUCAAGCUACAACAGCUGCAAUCCUAUCUCACGUCAGCUCUUGAUCGGAUUGUCGUACUCGAGUGCAACCAACUACCUGUUGGAGCUUCUCCGAACUUUGAUGGACCCAUCCCGCAAAUUCCUCUGGCAACUCUGUUCGCCGCCGCGAACAAUUUUGCUGAUCCUCCGCUCGGCGAAGGGGCAUUUGGUCGGGUGUACAGCGGUUUCAUCCCUGGACCUCGUAUUGCCAUCAAGAGGCUUUCUGCCGAGUCCAAGCAAGGCAAGGACGAAUUCAAGUCGGAACUGGACUCUCUGUCGAAAUUCCGCCAUCCCAACAUUAUUGCCAUCCUGUCCUUUGCCGAAGAGGGCGAUGAGCGAUGCCUGGUCUACGAGUUCAUGUCCAAUGGCUCUGUUCGCGAUCGUCUCAGUCGCAAGAAUGGCACGCCUCCGUUGACCUGGGCGCAGCGAUAUCGCAUUGCAACUGACGUUGCUCGAGGCAUGCACUACGUCCAGACAGCCUUCCCUGAUCAUGCGCUAUUUCACCUCGACCUCAAGACCUCCAAUGUACUGCUUGAUGCCCAUUUCAAUGCGAAAGUGUCUGAUUUUGGGCUUGUUCGUGUCGCGCAGCACCUCGACGAUGUGAGCUACCUUCGCACCCAAAAUCGCCAAGGGACCACCGCUUACAUGUGCCCUGACUUACUCGAGGAAGGCCGCAUUACAAUCAAGACAGACGUCUAUGCCUUUGGCAUGAUUCUGCUCGAGUUGGUGACUGGAAUGAAGGCGGCGGCCAAACUGAAGAGUGACUCUCGCAAGGCUCUCAAAGCCGAUAAGUUUGUUGGUCUGGUUGACUCGACGAUCAAAGAGGAUGGACAAGGGAUCAAGGAGGUUGUUAGUCUCGCACUCGAAUGUCUCGAUGAAGCAGCCAACGAUCGCCCAUCCUUUGGUGGCCUCCUUGCGACUUUGGAUGCUUAG